Messenger RNA from Caenorhabditis remanei, 252 nucleotides. RefSeq lists its product as uncharacterized. NCBI's taxonomy places the organism in Eukaryota, Metazoa, Nematoda, Chromadorea, Rhabditida, Rhabditidae. The transcript is spliced from 3 exons. The record is from RefSeq and is a predicted model, not a curated record. The coding region runs from base 1 to 252 and encodes 83 amino acids.
AUGGAGGAGAAACCGGCGCCACAGGUGAUUCUUCUGAUGCCGACGGAGGAUGGAAAGUAUCGGAAGAGUUCGAAGAUGUACACGGAUGAGCAGACAAGACAGAUGUUGGACAAGUUGAGAGAUGAUUCCAUCGAGUUGUUCAACAAUGAAACGAAGAGAUCCAAUAGCAUUGAAUCACGAAGGAACCGCCCACCUAGACUAUCCGAACGCGCCGCAUACAAAAAUUGGAAAGUUCCGGAAGAAGCAGUAUAA